Molecule: messenger RNA, 3353 nt
Organism: Elgaria multicarinata webbii
Lineage: Eukaryota; Metazoa; Chordata; Lepidosauria; Squamata; Anguidae
Gene: TTC34
Product: tetratricopeptide repeat domain 34
Molecular function (GO): protein binding
Source: RefSeq, a predicted model, not a curated record
AUGACAAACCUGUGUCUAGUCUAUACCAUUUCAGGUGAGGGCACCCAUCAGGGCCAGCCUGGCACCCUGAGCAGCAUUCAGCAGGUGGGACUAGGGGCUAUUUUGAUUUCCCACAAUGCCCUGGAGCGCAAUGCUCAGGCCAAUGCUGCUGCUGUCCACUACCACCGAGACUCGCCAGUGAAUGAGGGGGCCUAUGAAGGGGACCGACAAUUAGCUUCUGAAGAAGUGUCAUUAGCCACUGCCUUUUAUAUGGCUGCAUUCAGCUGUAGUGCCCUGGUGGCUGUCGAAAAGGUGACAUCGCUGGGCAAGGAGACUCAGGCAAAAGUGGCCACCGCUUUAGAGAUCCUAAGGUUCAGUGGCUGCAGCCUAAAAGCCCCAACUCUCAGUGUCGGCGUUGCGGCCGUUUUCCUCUUGACCCUGCACCGCAACAACAUGGCCGCCUCUCUCUACAAGAUGGAAGCCUUGCUUAAACUGGGCCGCUAUGAGGAAGUGGUGAGCCAGUGUAACUCUUUACUUGGCACUCAUCCUUGCGUGGAGCUGGCCCUUACCAGGGGCUUGGCCCAGGUGCUGUCCCAGACACACUUCGAAGAUGGUGUCAUGGAUUACCUCCAAGCUUUUGGGAAACAUCGGGAUGAGACACUGACGUUCAUAAGCAGUAGGCAAAAUAGACACUUGCGUCAGAUAAUCCAGGCCUUCUUCGACUUCAUCUCCCUUCGCAGGAACGGUCACGGUAACAGGGGCCUAGAAAGCUGGCAAAGCGAUUGCUAUGACUUCCUGGUUGCUGUAGCACCCAAAGACAUCCAUGUCUUCCAGGCCCAGGCAGGGCACCUUUUUGAGAAACACAAGUACAAGGAGUGUGUGUCUGUCUACAGCAAGGCUUUAGAGGCCUUGUCGGCCAGUGGCGCAAUCUGGGAUGAAAGGGCUUGUGGCCUUCUCAUGGACAGGGCUGCUGCUUACUUCUCCCUGGGCGGGAGAGUGCCAGAGAUGAUGCAGGAUUUGACAGCUGCCUUCGAGGUGAGUCCCAGCCUGGCAAAGAGGCAGCUCCAGGAGAUUUUCUCCGUUGGUGACGCCGAGAGGAUCGAACAGCAUGCCAGAGCAGCCCUGGAUGUGGAGUUUGCGGCUUACAGAGAAGCCGUGCGCACUAGGCCUGAAGUCCGAAGCGAUAGCGGCAAGGAGCUGCUCUCCACAGUGACCCGCACCCUUCACUUCCUCGUUCAGAUUUCCCCCGGAGCAAGGCGUGAACUCAAUGUCCGACUGACGGACUGCUACCUCUUGGAGGGCAACAUCAAGUGUGCCAUGGAACUCUGCAGCCGUCUUCUGGAUUCUGAGGCAGAGACCUAUUGCAACACACUGCUCACCUUGCGGGGUUUUUGUCACCUCCAUGCCAAAAACUGUAAAGAGGCCCUUCAGGAUUUCCAGAAGGUCAUAGAGCACAACUCCCCGCAUCCCAGCAGUUGUGUGAAGGCUCUUGGUGGCCGGGGCAUGAUCCGUGCUUGGGGCAGGAGUCCUUACCUUACGGCUCUGGACUAUAUCACUGCCUGUAGGCUUAGAUUUGAGGAGACAUGCUUUGUGAUCAAGGCAUACAUACCAUGGAACCAAAGAGGAUUUCUUCUGAUCGUUCUCCAAGAGGAAAUGCAGAAGAUACUAGAAAGGAAUUGGAGCCAUGGUGGCAGCUCAGGUCCCCAGCAGAACAAAUCAAGAGGCCUGAAUGGACUCCAGGUGAAAGAAGGGGAUGCAUCCGGAGUUCACCAGCUGGCUUCUCUCCUGUUGGACCUAGAUGCUUCAGAUGAGGUGUCUCGGAUCUUGUGCGCCGAUGCUCUGUACCAGAUGGAUCGAGUGGAUGAAGCUCACAAGAUCCUCCUAGUGGCGCUCUCCAAAACCUCCCAGAGAUCUGCCAUCCUAGCCAGGCUGUCUCUGCUUCAGUUGAAGAAAGGCUUUUUAUAUGACUGCAACCAGCUACUGAAGAAGCUGACCCAAACUGGAGAAACGUCUUGCUUCUUGACUGUUGUGAAAGUUUUAAAAGAAGAAGACCGGACCUUGAUGCAAAGCCACUGCCACUCCAGGGCCAUGACAAUCCUGAAGAAUAAGCAAGGCGAUGGUUACAUUAAAGAAGCUGUCAUGUACCUCUCCUUUGCCAUCAUCGCUGCUGGAGGUAAUGCUGUGGAUUCCCUUCUCACCCGGGCCCGCUGCUAUGGACACCUUGGCCAGAAGAAAACAGCCAUAUUUGAUUUCAAUGCCAUCUUAAAAGAAAACCCAGCAAAUGCCCAAGCUCUUUGUGGAAAGGGAUUCAUCCAUCUAGCCUUGAACCAGGAAAAGGAGGCUGUGCAUGAUGUAAUCUCAGCCCUCAAAGCCGAUCCAGUCUUGACAAUUGCAGAAAUCCUCUCCCUAAAGCUGGAAGCCCAGGCUCUGAUCCGCCAGUGGCUGUUUGAUCACUGCAGGGCUAUGAUGCUGGAAUUUGUGGCUAGCAAAGAGCUAAGCAUUGGAAAGAUUCUGAAGGAGCUUGUGAUAGUUGGAGAAUCGCUGGUGAAAAUCAACAGCAAAGACCCAAAGAGUCACAUUCUGUAUGUGGACCUUUUAGUUGCUGAUGGGAGGCACAAAGAAGCCCUGACUUUUCUUCAGGGAUCGCUUGGUCAGAGUGCGUCCGGUGACUCCAUCCAAUCUCGGUUUGGCAUGCUUCAGGCCAAGAAGAGGAACAUGGACAUCGCAGCCCAUAUUUUGGCCAAUUUAGCUACAAAGGACCACAAAGAGUUAGGAUACCUCCUGAACUUCUUAGACACCAAGCAGCGGCAAAGCCUUGCUCAGGUAGCAGUGAAAGAAGGAAAUGUGUUGGUGAAGGAGCAAAACCACACAAAGGCUCUUGGCUACUACUCACUAGCCGUCUUGGCAAGCAAUGGUAAUCCUCGAUACCUUCGCCAACGGGCUGCUUGCCUAGCCCACCUGAAAGACUACAGGCAAGCUUUGAAGGACAUGGACAAAGUGGUCAAAAACCAUGGGACAAAUGGCUUGAGGACUCAAGUGGAAGACUAUUGCUUCCAGGGGAAUCUGCACUUGUCCGUUUUGGAGAAGGAACUGGCAGUUACGCAAUACACCCGAGCCCUUCAACUGGAACAGGCUUUGGCUUUGGCCAGUAUCCGUACUGGUCCCAAUAGGGAUGUGCUGUCCAAAGCAUUCCUACAAACUGCACAAUCCUACUUGGCAAUGAGCCAUUAUGAAGAGGCCUGGAAGACUACCGAGUAUGGCCUGAUGGUUGACCAAAACAAUCAUGAACUUAAGAAACUUAAAUCAAGAAUUAAACGAGAGGCAUCUGGUUGCAAAGUUCAGUAAUUUAUUCUGUGUGUUCUCUUUUGCAAACC